ACUACUCGAAAAAAUGCGCUUUUUGGAUGCGAGAUUAGCUGGCACUGGAAGCGGACGUUCCUCUGUUGUACCAACACCGCAAGCCACAAACCUGAGCAAAGGACAAGAACAAAAGGCACAUCAGGCUGUGUCGCAACCAUUCAAGCAACAACACGACCAUCUUUCCGGCAAACAGUACUAUCAGAUGAAGUGUAUGAAAGCUGUGAACCAAUGCGUUGGUAGAGCUAUCAGACACAAAAACGAUUGGGCUGCGCUUCUACUUCUCGACCAGCGGUAUGCCUCAGGGAGAGUAAAAGAGGACAUCUCGUCAUGGCUAAGGUCAAGGUUCCAACCAAUGAGGUGGGAUACGGAUACAACAAAACAAGGGUUGAGAACGUUCUUUUGUGAAAGAUGGAGAGAUUCAUAGCGCUGCAGGGGUGUGAGACGUCAGGCAUUUAACAAACGGAGGAAGUACAACGAACGCCAUGAUACGUUGCGCUGCCGCUUUAUCAAACAUGAACAUUCAUGCCAUCGCUCCUUGUCUGAUUUUACUCUUCUUGAAUAAAGAUUUAUAUCCUUCAUUCCGCAUAAACAUAAUAUCGCCGAACCUGGCUGUAUGCUUUGCGCCAAGACCUACUUUGCUCAUUCCAAGGGC
Messenger RNA from Amoebophrya sp. A25, 634 nucleotides. Lineage: Eukaryota; Dinophyceae; Syndiniales; Amoebophryaceae. The record is from the annotation of a GenBank genome assembly.